Messenger RNA from Pecten maximus, 2285 nucleotides. Its product is annotated as serine/threonine/tyrosine-interacting-like protein 1. The transcript has 9 exons. Gene Ontology annotation, cellular component: mitochondrion. Gene Ontology annotation, molecular function: pseudophosphatase activity; protein phosphatase binding; protein tyrosine/serine/threonine phosphatase activity. Lineage: Eukaryota; Metazoa; Mollusca; Bivalvia; Pectinida; Pectinidae. The record is from RefSeq and is a predicted model, not a curated record. Gene Ontology annotation, biological process: protein dephosphorylation; negative regulation of cytoplasmic stress granule assembly; positive regulation of intrinsic apoptotic signaling pathway. Bases 79 to 975 code for a protein of 298 amino acids.
UAUACAAUCACUGUUAUCUGGUUCCAGCACACAUGUUGCAAGUAAACAUUGGAAGUUGGGAUACAGGCAUCUGUCAAAAUGGAAGCGGAAGGACUUGACAUUUUAGAGCCAACAGAUCUUUAUAAUAUGCUACAACAAGCUACCAUAUAUUCUAAUUUAAGCGACCCCAAUUAUUUACUUUUGAUAGAUGCUCGAAAUAAAAAUGAAUACAACGAAAGUCAUGUUGUAACUGCCAAGAAAGCUCCUAAGGAUGCUGAAGGUUCUUUUGGAGUACCUUAUGAUGCAGAACUGGAAUGUAAACAAAAUGUUGUGGUAUAUGACAGUAAUACAAAAACUCUCCGUGAAGGAGGUCUGGCUAUAGACUGUGGGCUGAUGUUAUGGGAUAAGGGAAGCAGAAACAGAGUUAAAAUACUUAAAGGUGGUUAUGAAGAAUUCUCGGCACUUUAUCCUUUCCUAAGAACGCAGAAAAUUAUGUUCAUGCCUAAGGAAAUGGAUGACAUGAAAUCCUAUCCUAUUGAAAUCAUACAUGGCUUCCUGUACCUUGGAAACUGGCGCCAGGGCAACGCACAGUACAUUCAGAAAGACCUGAAGAUCAAAGGACAUGUUAACUGCUGUGUGGAGUCAGAAUCAUUUUUUUCAGAACCAGGGCCUCACCUAUUACACCUACAGGUAAACGAUGAAGUGGAAGCUGAUCUCUACAGUAAACUACAGAAUGCUUGUGCUUUCAUAGAUACCCACAAAGAGAAGAAUGAAGCAGUCCUUGUUUUCUCCUGUUUGGGAAUCAGUCGUAGUGCCACAGUGAUUGUUGCCUACCUCAUGCAUCACUACAAAUGGACACUGAAGGAAGCUUAUGCUCAUCUGACACAAUGCUGCUCAACAGUUCGACCAAAUCGAGGGUUUAUUCAUCAACUCUCCAAAUUUGAGGAAUAUUUAUUCGGAAAAGCGACAACACAAAUAGAAGAUCCAAAUUACUGAUAACAUCAAGUGUUCAUUCAUUAACUUCUGAAGUCAUCAAGUUUUAAUUUUGAUUUGUAUUUUUUAUCGCUGUGUACAAAGAAAUUAAGUAUGAUUAGUUCGCAAAUACAAACUGUACAAAUAUUUCCUCCCAAAGAACAGGGCGUAUCUACCAGCCGCUUACAGUGCUAGCAAUUUGAUCUGGGCAAUUGUCCUGGCAGAAAAAAAAUUAUAUAAGAUAUUUGUGUUGUAUAUAUGUGAUUUUGUUCUUUUGUUCAUCAUCGGAAUUGUCCUUUUGUUUAUAUCUACAAUGUCAUAUUAAAUUAAUAUUUUAAUAAUUUUGUAGCAUUACUAUUUCAAAUUUGAAUAAUGUUUUUUUUCCGUUAUGUUGUCAUUUUUUUGUUCAAUUUUUGUAAAGUUUUUUUGAACAUUUGUCUGAUUCGAGAAUAUUAUAUACAGCCUUAUAUGUUAACAUAAUUAGCAUAUUUACCUUAUAUGAUACACUGUAUAUAAAGUUAUGUUUUCAUAGAUGAAAUAAGGGAAAAUAACUGAUUUUAUAUCUAUGAGGCUCCAGUUUGAAACCAUAUUUUGCACUGGAGAUUCCCAGAUUUUCUGAAAUGGAUAUUCCAGGCCAAACUGGAGACAUGGUUAUAAAAUACACAUUUGGAAAAUAUCUAGAACACAUUUGCUUUCUGUAAAUUUCUUGAAUGUGGAUGGUUUUAUAUUUAUUUAUUUACAAGAUACUGUGAUUAGAUAUAAAGCUUGUAUAUUAUGCAAUAUAUAUAUAUGUAUGUUGCAAAAUAAAUUUUUGUUUUGGAGUUAUAAAAUACAGAGUUUUCAAAUGGUUUGGUUAAAAAGUCGGUAGCUUAUGAAAGUAGAAGAUAAUAUCACAUGUUUAUUUUGAAAACAAACUGAAAUUUGUUGAAAGUGAAAAAAGAAAAAAAAUGCAUUUCUGAUGUUUUUUUGUUUCCAAAUAAUCUGAUCUAUUUAUUUUAUUAGUAGAAUGUUAAAAACAUAAGAAUUUUUAAUAUUCUAGCUUGCAUAGGAGACAAGGUAUGAAACUGCAUUUUGAUCUGACAGAAUAUUUUAAGCUCUAAAUGUGAUAAAAUAAGAAGCUCUAAAAUAUGUAUGGAAGUCAGACAUGAUUAUUAGUUGUACUAUUGAAUUACAGAUUUUGUAUUGAUAACAUUUCAAAUAUUGAAAUAAAAUCAUAUUACAGUAAUAAUAUAAAAAAAACAAGGAAAAUUACAACAUACAAUGUAUACAAUAUAUUGACAUACAAUAUAUACAAUAUAUUGUAUUGAUGUGUAAAUUAAAGAAUCUUUAAAACA